AAGGGAGGGCAAGGGUGGCGGGGAGGCUUCCGAGAGAGCGCCGGAAGGGUCAGACCCGGACUCGCGUUGCCCUCCUUACUGUCGGUUUGGCGGGACCUCUGAACACUGGAGUCCCGAGUUCAAAGUGACGCUACUGUCGCUGCGGCUGGCAAGUUCUUUUUCUGUGCUUUUAUUGGCUCAACUUUGAAGUUAGUCGUGGACGAGCCGUUUUCAGCCUGGAAAACGGGGUGGCUUGGGCAUCGCCCUUGGGAGCCGAGGGCCAGAGAGACCAAACAUGUCUCAGGCCACCAAGAGGAAGCAUGUGGUGAAGGAGUUGCUAGGGGAGCACAUGGUGCCCUCUGACCACCAACAGAUCGUAAGGGUACUCAGGACCCCAGGGAACAAUCUGCAUGAGGUGGAAACAGCCCAGGGGCAGCGCUUCCUAGUGAGCAUGCCUUCCAAGUACCGCAAGAACAUCUGGAUUAAGAGAGGGGACUUUCUCAUUGUUGAUCCUAUUGAAGAGGGAGAAAAGGUGAAGGCUGAGAUCUCCUUUGUGCUCUGCAAAGACCACGUGCGCUCUCUGCAGAAGGAGGGACUCUGGCCUGAGGCCUUCUCUGAAGUGGCUAAGAAACACAACAACAGGAACAGACAGACUCAGCCAGAACUCCCAGCUGAGCCACAGUCAUCAGAAGAGUCCAGCUCUGAAGAUGAUUCAGACCUCUUUGUUAACACCAACCGCAGACAGUAUCAUGAGAGUGAAGAGGAGAGCGAAGAGGAGGAGGCACCCUGAGACAUGUGACCCAUUCUGCACUUGCUCAGGGACUAUUCCUUCCCUGGCUUUUCUAGGCUUGGACAUUCCCAGGGUGCUCUGCAGACCUUUGCCCCUGGAUGGGGACAAGGCAGGGCCUCUCUCUGAACUGACCUUUUGACAGGAGAAUUAAACCCCUGGUGGGUGGUGACUUG
Messenger RNA from Otolemur garnettii (small-eared galago), 942 nucleotides. It is a transcript of the gene EIF1AD, whose product is annotated as eukaryotic translation initiation factor 1A domain containing. The record is from RefSeq and is a predicted model, not a curated record. Bases 275 to 769 code for a protein of 164 amino acids. The transcript has 6 exons. Gene Ontology annotation, molecular function: RNA binding; translation initiation factor activity. Lineage: Eukaryota; Metazoa; Chordata; Mammalia; Primates; Galagidae. Gene Ontology annotation, biological process: translational initiation. Gene Ontology annotation, cellular component: nucleus.